ACAAACUAACAAAAGCUCCCAACACCCACAGCUGAGGGAGAAUCUUGUCGACGCCGGUGAGAUAGCCAUAUCAGAGACGCUUUUCAUCUUAGUUCAGGAACAGGGGUGGCAUGUAGACAUAACCACACACCAGCCAGACGACAACUACAAGCCACCCAUGCGUUACGGUGUUGUGACGCGGCCAGAGAGUGCUUACGUACCGCCAGUGGUGCCUUAUAACAUGGACACAAGCUCUGAAAGCGAGGGGCUGCGCGGCAUGACGGGUACGG
This is a messenger RNA of Sphaeroforma arctica JP610, 269 nucleotides long. RefSeq lists its product as hypothetical. The record is from RefSeq and is a predicted model, not a curated record. The annotation marks the transcript as partial. The transcript has a single exon. Lineage: Eukaryota; Ichthyosporea; Ichthyophonida.